GGGGCCGAAUACUUUCGCAAGGCACUGUACUUCAUCAUUGAUUUUAUUGCAUCCAGAUUGCCACUGUACACACACUCUCACCAGGAUGGCUGAAGAACGCAGGGUCUGUAGCAGUGCCCCACAAGUUGAGUCAAAGCCUCCCUCUUCAAUAAGGGAACUGGAAUCUAAAAACUUGCAUCUCAGAAGGAAGUUAAGCUCAGUGGAGGAAGAAAGUGUUUCUGUGAUGCAAGAAAACAGACAACUGAUCAUUGAAUUGGAAGCAGUGAAUCUCGAACUUGCCAGCUCCAAAACCAAAGUCCGGGUUCUGGGUUCCACCGUAGGGUCUAAGACUUCUAGUGUGUGUCAUAUGAAGGAGGAGAUUGAGGGUAUGAAGGCUGAGGUUGAGGCCCAAGGGAAUGCACUCAGAGUUGAGCAACAGAGAAAGGAAGCUCUUGUUACUGCAGAGAGGCAGACAUUGGCUCUCCGGAGUUACAAGGGAAAUAUGUCUGAGAAACUGAAGAAGGUGUUGGACAACGAGGCCAGACUGAAGGAGGCUCUUAUCCAGUGUGAUAAAGAGAGAGUGGUGUGGGAGAGGAGGUGUCUUCAGCUAGAGCAGGACAAGACCGAAAUGAACCAGCUGAUCGGCCAGUUGAAGGAAGAGUCGGUCAGAGCCAAGGCGAUGAGUGUAGAGAGCGCCACGUUGCGUUCUCGUCUGGAAGAGGCCUCUGUCCAGGCUGUGGAGCUGAAGAGAAGACUGAGUGACAGGGAGAUAGUUGAGAAGGACAUAGAGGUGUUGAGGAAGGAGUGUAGGGACCUACGCCACCUCACUACCAGCCAGGAGCAGAGACUGGAGCACUGUCAGAGAGAAGCACAGCAGAGCCAGGCUGAACAGGCCAGCCUAGAGGCCAUCCUCAGCCUGCUGCAUCUUAGAGAGAGUGGAGGGGGAUCACUCUGUGCUAAGCCUUGUCUGCCAGCUCCAUUCUGUGAUGUCCCCAAACUCAAGCCAGGGGAGCAGUACCAGCAGCUACUGCCUGUGUUGCAUGCUGUGGAGCAGGAGAGAGUCAGGCAGGCAGCUCUAGCCCUGGACCUGCAGGAGAGACUAAGGCAGGCCCAGGUGGAGCUGACUGCCCUACAGAACAACAUGAACCAGAGAGACCUCCAGCUACAGAAACUGCACACAGAGCUGCAGGAGAGGACAGUACAAAUUAACCAGCUGGAGAGAGAGGCGGCUCUCGUCCUGGGCCUGCAGGAGAGACUAAGGCAGGCACAGGAGGAGAUGACUACCCUACAGAACAACAUGAACCAGAGAGACCUCCAGCUUCAGAAACUACACACAGAGCUGCAGGAGAGGACAGUACAAAUUAACCAGAUGGAGAGAGAGUUAAGGAGGAAGAACGUCUGCCUGGCAACUACAGUGCAACAGUUAGAGAAGAAAGAUGCAGGACUUUCACAGGCUGUAGAGAAGACCACUGAGUUGGAGCAGAACCUGCUGGAGAAGAGCAGCAGUAUCCAGCACUUUAAAACCACUCUGGACUUGAAGAAGAGGGAUUUCCAGCAGGAGUUGGAGGAGACUCAGAGAGUUGGCUCAGAGCAACGUAAGAAGCUACAGGAUCAAAUCAAAAUGUUGCAGUCUCAGAAAGCAGAGCUGGAGAACGACUUGUCUUCAGCCCAGCAUGAGAGACAGGAGGCCCAGCACAGAGCAGAGAGACUUCAGACCUCCCUCAACCAGCUCGCGCAUGAUACAGAGACGAGAGCCAAUCAAGACCAGGAGGCCUUGAGAGCUCUCAGAGUGCAGGCAACAGAGUAUACUACCAAGGUGAGGUUUUUGGAGACAGCCCUGACAACAUGCCAGGAUGAGUUGAGCGACUGUAUGCUACAGAUAAAGGGAGUGAAGGGACGCUACGAGAGAGAGCUGGAGACAAACGCUAAAGAAGUGGAGGCUCUGCAGGCGGAGAUGAGGGGUAGCUCUCUGGUGUGUCAGAGCUCCAGUGAGCAGAACUUGCAGCUGCAGCACACCGUCCAGAGACUGCAGACCAUGCUGCAGGAGAGCACCUCCCGUGUGGCGGAGCUAGAGGACAGACAGGCGCUGUUACUGGAGCAGGUGGGCCGCUUGGAGAAGGACCUGGUGAAAGAGAAGGUGUUAGCCUUCAAAGAGCUGAAGAGGAGAGACCAGAGAGCCCAGGAGGCCAUAGAGGGACUGCAGGAGGCUAGUCAGCAGGCAGCGAGACAUGAGAGAGAAGCCCUGCAACUCUCCAACUCUGUCACUCCAGGAUCUGGAGGAGAAGGUGCGUUUCACCAGGAAGGACAGGAGGAACUCCCUGCACCGCACCCAGCUGCUGGAGAGCCAGAUGAAGACGGUGAAGGGAGAGCUGGUGGAUACACUGGACCACAUGCAGGAGCUACGAGACCGGUUGGGACGCUCACAGGCCAACGCAGAGCAGCGCAAAGUUGACAUGGAGAAACUGCAAGCAGGGAUGAGGAAGCCUUAGUCCAGGGCCAGCAGCUGUUUCUGUGCAGGGAGAAGCUCCAGAGGACAUCUCACAACCAGGAGAUGCAUAGUCGCUGUGAGAGCCUGGCAAUACAGCUAGAAGAAAGUGUUCAGUUAUGCCG
Oncorhynchus nerka (sockeye salmon) is the source of this 2589-nucleotide messenger RNA. RefSeq names its product coiled-coil domain-containing protein 18-like. The record is from RefSeq and is a predicted model, not a curated record. Bases 86 to 2431 code for a protein of 781 amino acids. The transcript is spliced from 18 exons. NCBI's taxonomy places the organism in Eukaryota, Metazoa, Chordata, Actinopteri, Salmoniformes, Salmonidae.